This is a messenger RNA of Uloborus diversus, 3287 nucleotides long. RefSeq names its product protein TFG-like. NCBI's taxonomy places the organism in Eukaryota, Metazoa, Arthropoda, Arachnida, Araneae, Uloboridae. The transcript has 8 exons. The coding region runs from base 102 to 1349 and encodes 415 amino acids. Gene Ontology annotation, molecular function: identical protein binding. The record is from RefSeq and is a predicted model, not a curated record. Gene Ontology annotation, cellular component: endoplasmic reticulum exit site. Gene Ontology annotation, biological process: endoplasmic reticulum to Golgi vesicle-mediated transport; COPII vesicle coat assembly.
CUGCGGUCUUGUGGCGUGGUCCAAUUAUUUUGCUUUGGUUCACUGUGCGAUCACUUGACAGUUCUGUAUGGAAAAUAAUUUAAUUAAAUAACUUGCUGAUCAUGGCUGUUAAUUCAUAUGGCGGAGGAGGUGCAGAUGAAGGGGGUUAUACUCAACUGGAUUUGAGUGGGAAACUGAUUAUCAAGGCCCAGUUGGGAGAUGACAUUCGGCGGAUUCCCAUUCACAAUGAAGAUAUUACUUACGAUGAACUUGUGCUCAUGAUGCAACGAGUCUUCAGGGGGAAACUGGAUGCAAAUGAUGAAGUUCUUAUUAAAUAUCGUGAUGAAGAUGGAGAUCUGAUAUCUAUUUUUGACAGCUCUGAUUUAUCAUUUGCCAUUCAGUGUAGCCGGAUACUGAAACUUACGAUUUUUGUCAAUGGCAACCCAGCCCCUCUGCAGGCAGAUGAAGUUAAACAUAUUCGAACUGAACUGCAAAAAAUCAGAAACCAAGUGAAUCAGUUAAUUGAUCAACUAGAACCCCGACAAACUGUUCCAGGAUCCAGGGUUGAGAAUGAUAAGACUGCACCCAACACUCCAGCUAGUAAUGCUACCAAUGCAGCUGCUCCUAAGGAAUUUGAUCCCCUUUCUUCCAAAGAAGGGGGAGAAGGUGGGCGUAAUAAAGUAGCUUCUUCCUUUGGAUUGCAAGAAGAUGGCCGUGGUGGCUCCCCAGACAGUAUCUCCAGCUUGGGUUCCUCUGCAAGUCAGAAGCAACCUCAACCACAGCAGAUGCAGCCCCAGGCUGUGCCGCCAGGUGGCACCAUGUACCAAAAUCAGCCUCAACAAGUGUAUGCUUCUUCACAAAAUCCACAACAGCAACAGCAUCCUCAGCAGCACUCACAUUAUUUCCAGGGUCCAGGACCGCAUCAACAACCCCAUUCUCCCGCUACGAGUGUGAGCAGUGGAUUUGCUCCCCAGCCAGGCUAUGGUGCUUCCCAGCCCGGACAACCUUAUGGCAACUAUCAGCAGAGUCCUCAAAUGCAGCAAGCUCAGUUUAGUCAGCAGCAGCAGCAGCAGCCCCCACAAGCUCAACAACAGCAGCAGCAGAUGGCUCAAGUAAGAGGCAGCCCCUUUGCCCUUCCACCUACUGGUGCUCCAACACAAGGUCAGGCUGGAGGACCUGGUCCUUUUGCUGGUCCACCAACCUCCCAAGCAUACCAGGGACAGAUGCAGUACCCAGCGGGCUAUUCUCCUGGUCCUACUGGUGUACCAGCACCCCCUACGGCUGGCGGGCCUGGAUCGACCAAUCCCUACUCUCGAGGUCCAACUUCGGGCUACCCCCGUCCGACCCUCAAUUAUCAAGCUGGAUAUUGAUACUGGCAACUUUAAACAUUUUUUCUUUUUUUCACUAUGCGCUCUGCUUAUGGCAGGCCACAUGCGUUCUGUUGGUUGUAUUGUCAAUAGUUUUGAAUGAAUGGAUUUAUAAUUGUGGAAUCACUUGGAGUUUCCUAAGAUGCAGUACAACCUGGUUUAUUUGGACUGACUAGGACCUGAAACAAUUCAUGUAAUCAAAAAUCUGGAUAAUUGGGUGAUAUGGAUAAUAAGCAAACAAAUCCUCAAAUACCAUUUACCAUUUAUUACAUUAAGAAUGGCUUUCUUGGGAGAAAAAAAUGCAUAGAAUUCUUUACAAGGCAUUAAAUAAUUCAUAUAAAAAAAUUCACAUCAUUUCUUAGCAAUGAAUUUGUCCACUAUCUUAUGUUACAAGCACGAGUAGCGUUUAACCACUUAACAGUUUAAAUUAUUUCCCAAUAUUGUUCAAAAAAUGUCAUUUUUUAAAUUGCAGUAAAUAAUGUGUUUCCUUUUUAUGAAACAGAAAUAAUUAAAAUUGUUGUAGUUAUGAUUUUUUUAACUAGAGUUUUAAAUGUGCAUUGGAAAUUUCCUAGUUAUUUGCUUAAUAAUAAUCUAUAUAACUAGAACAGGUCUUAAACCACACAAAACUGGUUUUUCAAGAAAGGUAUGAUGGACAACUGUUGUUAUCUCUUGACAGAUUCUUCAACUCUAUAAUCACUCAAAAAAGAAAACGCAGGCAAAACGAAAAUUAAAUUGGAAAAAAAAAAGAACGACGUAAAGGAAGAUCAAGAAUUGGUAGAUUGCUGAUGAAUGUGCGUUUUACGGUCAAAACUGGUUAAAUGAUGCAUGGUUAUGCAAAUGGAUUAUUAUUAAUAGAUCAGAAUACACUGAGGAUUUGGCAUACAUCUGUUUUCAUUUUUGAUUUCAUAGUUUAAAAAUUAUUAUCCUUGUGAACAAAAAAUUUAAAACAAAAAAUAUUCAAGUUUCAAGUUUGAUCUUAAUAAACAAGGUUUUACUGUGCAUUCUUAUCAUCUUUGAAUAUUAAAACUUUUCUUACAGUUUCAUUGGAAAAAUUAUUCAUAAAAGUGUAAUAAUGUCAUUCUUCAAAUUUUGUGUUUGGAAGUAGCUCUAAAACGAAUGCAUGUAAUGUAAUCAUCUGUUGCUAGCCCUUAUCUCUUCCUGAUGCAAUUGUUUUCUAUUAUUUAAGGACUUGGUGUAGUGUAUGAUACUAGCAAGAUAAUCACUAAGUAAUUUCACCUUCUUAUUUGGAAACAUCACAGAAAUUUACCUUCAGAUUAUAAAUAUCAAUUUAGGUUGGUUUUGGAACAAAUAAUGUUGAAUUUUUAGCAUCAGAAAUAAAGUUUCAUAUUAAGUGAUCUCACUGAAGGAAUGCAUUUUGUCAGAGAGGUAAAUAGAAUUCAAAUCAAAAUAUUAAAUAUAAUUCAAGUUUUUUAUCUUUCUGUGUUUUUUUACAUUCAUUUAAUUUUUUCCCCAAAACCCAACAGAACUCUUAAAUUUAUAUUAUCUUCCAAAUAUUGCAAUGCUUGGUUUUUAAGCUUCAUUCAUUUCCGUUUGUUAUGAUUAAACUUAGUUAUUUUUUUUAUAAUUUGAUUUUUCAUCUUUCUUAAUUUCAUGGUUUGCAACUUAGUGAAAUUUAAUUAGGUGCCGUUUAUUUAAGUAAUAUAAAGCAAAUGUUUCGGUGUCAUCUCCUCUUUGAAAAUAUUCCAAUUUUGCAAUUAUGUUUUUAUAAAUUGUUUUCUUAUUAUGUUUCUUUUUCAAGAUCAAUGUUUUAUAAAAUAUUGCUUUGGUCUAGUAUGCUUUUAAUUGUGGCAAUGUUCUGUAUGAAAGAAAGCUUUACACAAAAUAUAUUUUCUGUAGGUUAUAUAAAUUUUAAUGUAAUAAAUAUGUAUGAUGAAAAAGUGUUUGUGUUUUUCAAUUUUUUAAAAUAAAAUGUCAAAAUUA